CGUGCACUACAUGUAGUUACUAUUCGUUGACAGCCGAAAUUUAGACGGUAAAUUAAUCAUUGUUAUGGAUUCUAACACUACAAAACUUGUGCACUGACUGUUCCAAAAUCUGAUGUUUCAUCACGUCGACAUGGACGUUGGACGGUGGGUUUAAUGAUGACGAAACAACAAGUUUUAAGCAGUGCCUUUUCGUUUUCCCAGCCAGGCAAACUUUAAGUUUUUGCCACUCAGUCAAGGUUGGUUAUUCGCAAACGUCAAUGAAGAAUUUACACAUGCUACAGUUCAAUUUCACUACCAAUGAUGCACGCUCCUUUGCCCUUGCAUUUAUAAAGCAAAACACUAUGGAAUGAAAUUUUGUUUAGAAUAAGACAAUUCGGUUUCUUACAACCAAGCAAUAUUUCGUGAUCUUGUAAACUGAGUUAACCGACGGAAAAUCCUGGUCAUGCGGGUGUAUUUACACGGCGAAGUGAGCCAGCCCGGUCUGUGUGUGAGUCCGAGGGUACGUGAAGAGAGAUGGAAACGGUGCCCGGAUGCGGGGCUCAUGGACGGCAGUGUUCCUACCAUCGGGAACGGCGUGGCGAGCAUCACCGGAUUGGAGCCUGCAGUGUGGUUUAAGGUGCUGAUCGUUGAUGCAGUGUGUUUAGAUUUCGUCUCUAACAGCCUCUUGUGGACAACCUGCCGAUAUAAACUCUGCACCCAGAGGAUCAUGGGAGAUAACGGGUUCCAACGAUGCAAGCAUGCUCAUGAAUGUCUACUGAAUGAAGACUUCCACCUUCCUGAUGUGGAUCUUGACCGAGGUCUGGAGUUGGCUAAACACAUCUUAGUACGACAGAAGGAGGAUGACCUGGUCGACUUAUUGCACCUUCUACAUGUCUAUAUUCUACCAAUCAUAAGGCUGCAUUCAGAAGACAAGGAGCAUGUGACCGAGGCUUUAACCAAUCAGAAACUAGAGAUUAAAAAACUUGACACUGAGAUUGACCAGAUGUCAGACCAGAGAACAAAGAUCAGGGAAGAUAUGAAGAAAUGGAGGGAAGAUAUCUGCAAAGAUCUUCAAACGGAGAAGGCAAUUGUUUCAUGCAACACAGCCUUCUUGAAGCUUUUAUGCACACAUUUGGAAGUUGACAUCAGAAACUCUUAUGUAGAGCUCGAUUCGUGUCAGAAGAAAGUGGAGGAAGCCAAGUUGAAAGUUCUUAGAAAAGAAGGAGACAAUUAUAUAACUCAUCUAAAAAGAGUUCGAUCAAUAAGAGACCGGGUUGCAGAACGUAUUACCAAAUCAUUGUUUGUUGUUGAAGAAGUUGGUCUGAUGGUAAGAUUGAGCAAGUCACCGGAUAACCAAAAGUUAAAUGAGAUGCACACAGCAUACAUCAAAACACAGGAGGGAUGGGAAAGUUACACAAAAGAUUUGUCGGAAUUACAAAGGAAAAAGGUUUGUGCUACGAGUGUACGAGAAGCUUUGUUUACUACCGAGGCAGAGCUAAAAACUGGUGCUGAUACUACAGGCGUAGAGUACAUUUCAACAGGAACUGAACAGGCCACUGAUGUUUUGGGACCAAGUCAUCUUCCAUCUGGCUGGGAAACAUUGCAGAGCCAAGUUGUAAAGAGUUUAGAGUACAACCCUGUUAUAAGGCAACUGCAUUAUGACUUCAAUGUAUGGAUACGAAGAUUUUGUACGUCAGAACUGGAAGACCAACGCCAUGGAUCAAACUGGAUGGGAAAGAUACCGUGCACACAUGUUGAAGAUUCAUCUAAUGUUUCCUGUUUGAGAGUGUCACCGGACAAAUUCAGUCGAAUUCGGCAGACGAUCAAGGAGAGGAAGCCGUCAGCUCACUUCCAGGGUCUCACAAAGACUCUACAGAACGAAGUCUUCCUACACUUCCAGCAAGUUGUUGAUAAUUUAGUCCGAGAUGCUGCUGUGCCUUCAACAUGCUUUUCAAGACUGUGGACAAGUUAUGAGAGGUGCUUCUUUAGCAGAAGGGGUAGAGAUGUCCUAAGACUAUAUCAGCGAGCCUAUGCUUCAGAAACCAAAACACUCAAGGCCACUUUACCGGAAGUGACGGUGCGAGAUCUCGAGCUGGAUGAUGAAUGGAUUCUGAAUAUCCUCGGUCUUUACGCACCAGAUUUCAAAACUUCUUCAGUGACCCACGACUUUGAACAAUUAUCUGUCCAGCCACAAGUCGGAGAGGAGGUGAGAGAGAAAACAGAUGAUGAGGAAGCUGGCGAGAGCCGGCCUAGGGAGAGACUUGAAUCAGGGAUUGAUAUUCACGAUGAGGAAGGAGUAGUUCACAGAAGGAAAGUAUCAAGGACAUGGGGUCAGAGGUACUCCAAUCGCUACACCAAGAUCAUUGACUUAAUGUGGGUUGAAACCCAGGCAAAAUCAGAGCGAUCAUCCACCUGGAGUGGUAUUGAGCGAAGCAGUCGUGGGAGUUCUAGGUUGGAGGAUAGCGAUGCCCUGUCCAUGGCGACGUCAGCGCCCGAUGUGAAAUCACCGCGCGAAUCUAACCAGGAACCCUCAAUACCUAUUAAUAUCCCUAACACAAACAGUAAUGCCACGACAUUUACACCGAUCACUAGUCUGGUGGGGGAUUCCGGGGUGUGUCUGAACAAGGAGGGUGAAUCGGUGGAGACCACUGGAUACCACGAUCCGUUGGGGCAUUCGUGUCAAGAUAACCCAAACAUCCGUGUGUUUCUUGAGAGGUUCCAGACUGCGUACCAUUGCUUUCGGGUUGUAUUACAAGACACUGUUCCAAUGGCUAAGCUGCAGUGGCUGUAUCGAUGCAUUCAACAAGUCAAUUCAACUGCAGAAAAACAAUCUCAGCUCAUCUUCUGUGGUAAAUGUCGAAUGCUGAGUGGAGAUGACCUAUUGACCUCUCUCAUCUUAUUUCUCCUCCAUGGUGAUAUUGAUGAAGUUGCCAGCGGUUACCACCAGCUGAUGAUGCUUCAAGACUACCUUCCAGAUUUCUUAGACAAGGGACACUUUGGUUUUACAGUGCUGCAGUUCCUUUUGGCUUAUAGUUACAUACUGAGACAUGCUGAAAGAGAAAAAGGUAUUGAUCUGUAACAAAGACAUCCUGGAUACAGGGUUGUGUUUCUAUUAAUCAGGAACAAGUACGAUUAGCUUCCCUGGGUCGACCCCAAUCUGCCCCCGUUACGUUCGAAUUGCUUUGACGUAAUUCCAGGGGCUUACCUGGGUCAGACCCAAGUGCCCUGCUUGUGGAAUGGAUCACUUGGGGCGUGCCCGAGGUGCAUGACGUCACCAUGAGAGGGUGAG
Molecule: messenger RNA, 3268 nt
Organism: Asterias rubens (European starfish)
Lineage: Eukaryota; Metazoa; Echinodermata; Asteroidea; Forcipulatida; Asteriidae
Exons: 15
Coding region: 443-3058 (871 amino acids)
Source: RefSeq, a predicted model, not a curated record